AUGCGUUGCACUGAGGGGAAGGAGGAAAAAGGGAUUGUGGCAAACGUCAUGCUUUCAGGAUGUACUGUCUUCCGUGGCUGCAGACAGGAGAGUAGAACUCACACAAAGGGAGCCCUGCGCUCCCUGUCCUCGGCUCAAAAACUGGCAGAAAAUCCCGGUGGCCACUUGACAGGGGCAUCAAGACACUUAAAAUACUUCACGCAGGACACCAAACCGCCACCAGGUUUGGACCAUUCACGAACGGGCCAAAAAAUACACAGGCUAGGUAUGAAGCGCAAGGCCAGAUCCUUCAUAUGGGUCCGGCUGAGGGAUUUUAUGCGCAAAAGAGAACGAGGAGAACUUUUAAUACAGAAAAUAAACAAACUUCAAGAUAAUCUUUUAAAGAAGAUACAGCUGUCGGUAUCUAAGGAUGGAUUUCUUCAUUUUGGAGACACCGUGAUGCUUUUGAACCCAGACAACAAAUCCUCAGCGGAGAAUUACCCUGGAGCGUGCGGCAGUCUGACUCUGGCAAUUAAUCUGGAUGAAAUAUCCAUGUAUUCGGCCAAAUCAGUGCAAGCCCCUCGUGGAGUUAGCGCAGUCGAGAGUGUGGACCCUGUGGGUCGAAAUACUUUUUGUAUUUCAAGGGUUGAUGGAGGUGCAGUGGGUGAACCGAUUAGAUUUGGGCAAAACUUUGGUCUUGGGACAACAGGAGGGUUUUCUGACCAAAUGUUAUAUCUAGCAAGUGACCAUAAAUCAUUUAUAAGAUUUGCUAAAAAAUCUUACCUUCACCAAAUAUUUUUGACAGAUGAGCUUUCCUAUUUGACUUGCUGGCAAGCUACCUUCUUGGACCCACAGCUGCGUCUUGAAUAUGAAGGAUUUCCAGUUCCUGCAAACUCUAAAAUUAUUAUUACUCAUUGCCAUACUAACCGGAGCUUAGCCGUUCCAAGGAACUUUUGGACAAGGUCUUAUUUUGGAAAAGAAUAUGAAGUAAUUUGUCACACUUACCUGGACUCCCAUAAAGCUGAAGAAGAUAAGAAUUACUGGGUAAUAGUUACAGGAAAUCCCAGCGAUGAGGACGGUACAAUGAUUGAUAGACCCAACCCUCGCCCAGGCGGGACCAGAAAGAACGGGUUUCAUGAAGAGACAUAG
Aptenodytes forsteri (emperor penguin) is the source of this 1128-nucleotide messenger RNA. It is a transcript of the gene CFAP161, whose product is annotated as cilia and flagella associated protein 161. NCBI's taxonomy places the organism in Eukaryota, Metazoa, Chordata, Aves, Sphenisciformes, Spheniscidae. Gene Ontology annotation, biological process: cilium assembly. Bases 1 to 1128 code for a protein of 375 amino acids. The transcript has 10 exons. The record is from RefSeq and is a predicted model, not a curated record. Gene Ontology annotation, cellular component: motile cilium.